This is a messenger RNA of Apus apus (common swift), 1498 nucleotides long. RefSeq names its product regulator of G protein signaling 20 (gene RGS20). The transcript has 6 exons. Bases 1 to 786 code for a protein of 261 amino acids. The record is from RefSeq and is a predicted model, not a curated record. NCBI's taxonomy places the organism in Eukaryota, Metazoa, Chordata, Aves, Apodiformes, Apodidae.
AUGUGGAGGCAAGUUUUGCUCUACUGCAGGACCCGCAGCUACCAUGCAGACAACUGUCAAACAAAGGAGACCCUCCAAAAUGAAGGUGAAGAGGAUAUUAAGGCAGCACAAUGGAUUUUCAAGCAACCCAUGGGAUCAGAGCGGAUGGAGAUGCGCAAACGGCAGAUGUCUACGACCCAGGAGACCCCAGGAGCUGCACAGGCUCAGCACAGCACAGGAAACCGGGGGUCCAAUGCCUGCUGCUUUUGUUGGUGCUGCUGCUGCAGCUGCUCAUGUCUUACUGUCAGAAAUCAAGAUGAAGAGAGAGGAAGGAGAACAUCUCAUGAACUCCAAGCAGAGGGUAUUCCAAACUGCGAGGAAAGCCCUGCUCCUACUCUUGAAGAAGUAAAUGCCUGGGCUCAAUCAUUUGACAAGUUGAUGCUUACUCCAGCUGGCAGAAAUGCUUUUCGUGAAUUUCUACGAACAGAAUUCAGUGAGGAGAACAUGCUCUUCUGGAUGGCCUGUGAGGAACUAAAACAAGAAUCCAACAAAAGUGUAAUUGAAGAAAAAGCAAGGCUAAUUUAUGAAGAUUACAUUUCUAUCCUUUCUCCAAAAGAGGUCAGUCUGGACUCCAGAGUAAGAGAAGUUAUUAACCGAAAUAUGCUGGAACCUUCACAACACACCUUUGAUGACGCACAGCUUCAAAUAUAUACUUUAAUGCACAGAGACUCCUACCCACGAUUUAUGAACUCUGCUAUUUAUAAGAACCUGCUUCGGUCCUUAUCUGAAAAAUCCGUUGAAGCAUAGAAUUUUUUUCUUACAUGUAUUUAUUUUAAAACAAACGGAACUCUGGGCUACACCAAUCCACGGGGAAUUUAGAUUUAAUCAGAUAUUUACCUGAAAAUAACUCAGGCAAGUUUUACUACAGACUGAAUUACUUAAAUCCGCACAAGACUCUGACACAAUCAGCUAAAUACAGUUUCUGAUCAAAUUCAGUGUUACUUUGCAAAAAGAAAAGGAAGAGAAUGAAAAGCUGUUGUACAAAAAAUGCAGUAUUUUUUCAAACGCAGCACACAACUCAGAUGCAAAUCUGUUACCACAUAUGUCUGAAGUACAAAUGCCAACUGAGCACAAAAACUAAAUCUUAUUUUUAAGUGGAGUGUUAGAAUUUUCUAGAAAAGCAAACCAGCUGCCCCUUCUACACUGUAACCUAAGUAAAAACAGCACAGUCAACAUCUAGGUUACACCAGACAAAAGUUUCACAUAUUGUACCUAGCACAGGUACACUUCACUUGGCUUUAAUGUAUAUACGGUGCACUAAUGGAAAUUGGAAUGGCAAUCUCAAGGUAAUGGUUGAAAUAAUGCUGCCUAUAAAAAUCUUCUGCUGAAGAAUAGUUAUUUUACUACUAGAGUCUGCUGAAAGCAUUUUUAAGUUCAUAUUGUUGAUGUUUAUAAAGUUAUUUACUUAAGACGAAGAAGAAUCUAGGUAUUUAAAUUCCAAAAUUACGCACAAGUCUCA